AUGGAGAAUCUAGUCUCGUUAAAUGACAAGAAGCUGGAACUUGGUGCGUUGGACCUUCUUGAUGGUAAGAAACCUUCUUCAAUGCUCCACUGGUUCAAACACAAUAUUCUAUGCAGCUCACGGCCCAAAAGGCCUGUGAUAGCCUCCUUCCAUCCAUACCCGUUUCUCCUCCACCUCACAAACACCUUCUCUUCCUGCCAUUCCGGCGACCCCUUCAUCCACCUCCGGUCCUUUCAGAGGACCCAUGCUCUCCUCCUCGCCUCCGGCCGGAAACCAGACCUGGCCUUCGCCUCCAAACUCAUCCACUGGUACUGCAGAGCGGGGAAGACCAAUGUUGCAAGAAAACUGUUUGAUGAAAUGCCUGAGAAGAAUGUUGUUUCCUUCUCGACGAUGAUUUAUGGGUAUGCAAGCAACGGAUUCUUUGCUGAGUCUCUUCAACUAUUUUCUCACAUGCAGGAGUUGGGCAUUUGUGCAAAUUCUUUCACAAUCGUUGGAGUGCUGGUUAGCUCGGCAGGCUUGGGGGUUUCAAAAAUUGGAGAGUUUGUUCAUGGAAGGAUAGUUAAAAGUGGUUUAGAAGCCAAUCCUUUUGUAAGGACAGCUUUGUUAGAUUGCUAUGCUAAAUGUAGAAGUCCAAUGAAGUCCUACAUUUUGCUUCAGGAAAUGGUCGAGCCGAGUAUAGUUUCCUGCAAUGCGAUGAUUGCUGGACUUGUGCAUAAUGAUCUGUAUGAAGAAGCGCUAUUGCUCUUUAAACAACUCUGGCAAUUUGGUUUGGUACCCAAUUCUCUGACCAUGGUGAGUGUUAUUCAGAGUUGUAUUGGUUACGGCUCGUUUCGACUAUGUGAGAGCAUGCAUGGUUAUGUUGUUAAGGUUGGCAUGGAUUUAGAUGUUGCAGUGAUGAAUUCAGUGUUUGAUAUGUAUUUGAGUUUUGGAAACUUAGAGGUUGCUAAAGCUUUCUUUGGAAAGAUGGCUGUCAUGGAUGUCAUUACUUGGACAAACAUGAUGAACUUUCUGUUGGAGGUUGAAUGUGCAACUGAAGCUCUAAAUCUGUUUAUUCAAAUGAGAGUUGAGGGCGUUGAUCCUGACAUGGUCGCCAUGCUUAAUGUGAUCACAGCAUGUGCACGUUUGGGAGAUUUAAAUAGGGGAAGGUCAGUUCAUAACCAAAUUGUUAUCCGUGGAUAUGGGCUGGAGCUCCCUGUCAAGAAUUCUCUGAUCACAAUGUAUUCCAAGUGUGGGGAUAUGGAGUCUGCUAGGAUGUUAUUUGAUCGUAUAGAGAACAAGAGCUUGGUAUCAUGGACUGCAAUCAUCUCGGGUUAUGUCCAGAAUGGGCAACCAAUCGAAGGGCUGCAAUUUCUCAGCAAAAUGAGAAAAGAGGAUAAUUUAAAGCUCGAUUCAGUAACAAUAGUCCAUUUGCUGAUGGCUUGCAGUGAGCUAUCUAGUUUCGAGCUAUCUAAGCAGUUCCAUUCAUACAGUUUAAAAUCGGGCUUGUUUCAAUGCCAGCCAGUUCAGAAUAGUUUGGUGGCAGUAUAUGGAAAAUGUGGUUAUGUAGAACUAGGGCGCAGAGUAUUUGAUGAGAUGUUUUCUCGGGAUACGGUCUCGUGGAAUGCAAUGAUAUCAUCCUGUGGGAUUAAUGGCAAUGGAGAAGCAGCACUUGUUCUCUUUCAUGACAUGGAGAAGAGCAGUGAAGUGCCGGAUAGUGUUACGUAUCUAAAUGUGUUGACUGCCUGUAGCCACUCCGGUUUGGUGGAUGAUGGCUUGAUCAUUUUUGCAAGGAUGGUCAGGGAGAAGAAAAUUGAUCCAAGAGGAGAGCAUUGUGGUUGUGUGGUGGACAUGCUUGCACGUGCCGGUCGCUUGGCAGAUGCGAAGAACUUAGUGAGCUUAAUGUCAGAGGAAGUUAGUCCAAAUGUUUGGAAGGCUUUGCUGGGAGGGUCUCAUCUCCAUAAUGAUGUCAAGCUUGUAGAAACUGCUGCAGAGAAGGUGUUUCAGAUGGCUUCAAAGGAUUCUGGGCAUGUAGUGCUUCUUUCUAAUGCUUAUGCAUCAGUUGGGAAUUUUGGGGAAGUUGAAACUUUGAGAUCAAAUCUUGGAAAGAUGGGAUUAACGAAAAACACUGGGUUCAGCUUGGUUGAUUCUAUGCCAAGUGAUACGGGUUUGCCAUCGAACAUGGCGGAAGUAGAAGUUGCGAGCCUUGCAAGUGGAGGAAAGCGAGAAAGAAGAGGGGAGACCUAUUACUCUUUUAAGGGUGAAACACCAAAAACAACUAUCCAGGAAUCAUGCCACACCAUUGUUCGUAUUGUUGCUGCAUCUAUCAUUGCUAUCAUUGUUCGAGCCAUCACCUUUUAUCAUUUUAGUAUUCUUGUUGAUGUUAUUGCUGCCACAAUUAUUGCCUUUUUAUAG
Molecule: messenger RNA, 2391 nt
Organism: Phoenix dactylifera (date palm)
Lineage: Eukaryota; Viridiplantae; Streptophyta; Magnoliopsida; Arecales; Arecaceae
Source: RefSeq, a predicted model, not a curated record